Cherax quadricarinatus is the source of this 3729-nucleotide messenger RNA. RefSeq names its product zinc finger protein 271. The record is from RefSeq and is a predicted model, not a curated record. NCBI's taxonomy places the organism in Eukaryota, Metazoa, Arthropoda, Malacostraca, Decapoda, Parastacidae. Gene Ontology annotation, molecular function: DNA-binding transcription factor activity, RNA polymerase II-specific; RNA polymerase II cis-regulatory region sequence-specific DNA binding. Gene Ontology annotation, cellular component: nucleus. Gene Ontology annotation, biological process: regulation of transcription by RNA polymerase II.
CGUAAAAUUUAUUGAAGAAACUGUUUUUAUUUAAGCAUAUCCUUUCCACCAGAAGAAUUGCACCUGCAGUGGUAAGACCAGCAUCAUAAAAAUGAUGCAAGUUUCAGAAUUACUGCAAUGUCAGCAGUGUCAUACAGCAUACUAAUCUGUCAAAAAAUAUGUUGCAUAAUAAUGUGUGGUAACUAGAAGUUCAUCUCAACAUUCUGAUUACUACAGCUGCAACAGCCUGUAAAUAUAACUCUGUUUUGCAAUAUUUUCAUGCAGUAUUUCAGCCACGUGUUAUCAAUUUAUAAUGCUCAAAAAAUUUGUUAUAUUCCAAAGGAAAAAUUGUGUAUAUUUUAAAAAUUUGUUAGUAAUGCAUUUUAAGACUUGUCUCUAUUGAAAAAUAAUUUUUAUUAUUCUUGACUCCUGCCAAUAUUUUACACAGAUGUACUAGUAUCUAAAUAGUCAGUAACUGAUAUUGUGUGAACAGGGUCCCUGGUGCUAAAUAUCUUAAUGUAAUACAGUACUUCAUAAAAAAAAAAAAAUUUAACACUUAGACAAUAAGUGUAAAAUGUAAUUUGAGUUGUGCUGCAUCUCCCAAAUUUUUCAAAAUUUAGUUUUUAGUACUGCAUAGGAAUUCUUUCUAUUCAGUCAUUGCAGAACACUGUCUUCCUUCUCCUUUCUUACCUCAGAUAAUUCAUUUUUCACAUUAGUAAAUAGUUUACUAUUACGCUAUUGAUGAAAUGACUCCAACUUUUUGAGCUAUAUUAAUUAUUUUACUGUAUAAUAUUUCGUUGUCUUUUGCCAUCUUUUGCUGUAUUUUUGUCUGGCACUUUUUAAUUUGACAGCUUUAAAUGAAUAUGCUCAAUCUGUGUGCAGACUUGAAAAAACGAAUACAUUAACAUCUUUACUAGCAAUGUAAGGACUUCAAAUUGAAAGUAGGUAAGAGAAAAAAUUAUGUGUAAAUAUUUUAUAGAUUUUACAGUCAGUGCAACUUGUCAAAUGUGAUUUGGACUUACUUUGCCAUUGUAUUUGCUCACUUCAUAAAUUAUCUCCAUGUAAUGUCACAAAUUGAUGUUCGUAACAUUAGCUCAUGAAAGCAACAAUUUCUUUGUAAUGUGUAAUGCUUUUCCAGUGGCUAAAAGUAUAAAUAAAUGAAAUGCAUCAAAGGAGAGCCCACAUAAGAGAAAAAACUCACAAAUGUUCAGUAUGUUCAAAGGAAUUUGUACAAAAAUUACAGCUAAGUGAGCACUCAAAAAAUCAUAUAGGAGUGAAACCAUUUAAGUGUUCAGAGUGCCUUAAAGUUUUCAAAUGUAAAACCUCUCUUAUUCGUCACAUCAGACUUCAUACAGGAGACAAGCGACAUAAAUGUUCAAUUUGCUCAAAAAGCUUAUCACAAAAAUCACAUCUAGAAGAGCACAUGAGAAUUCAUACAGGAGAGAAGCCAUUUAAUUGUUUAGUAUGUCUAAAAGAGUUCAAACGCAAAUCAUCACUAAUACUUCACAUGGGAAUUCACACUGGAGAGAAACCACAUAAAUGUUCAGUAUGUUCAAAGAGGUUUUCAAGGAAAAAACAUCUAAUAGUGCACACAAGAACUCACACAGGUGAGAAACCAUAUAAUUGUUCUGUAUGUUCAAGAAACUUCUCACAACAGUCUGUUCUAAUAAACCAUAUGAGAAUUCAUACAGGAGAUAAACCGUAUCAGUGUUUAGAAUGUCUGAAAGAUUUUAAGCGUAAAUCAUAUCUAAUACAACACAAAAGAAUUCAUACAGGAGAGAAACCGUAUGGGUGUUCAAUAUGUUCAAAGAAUUUCUCACAAAAAUCACAUCUAGUAGAGCAUGAAAGAAUUCAUACAGUGAAUAAAGUAUACAAGUGUUCUGUGUGUCUAAAGGAAUUUAAACGUAAUUCCUCUCUAAUACUUCACAUGUUAGUUCAUAGAGAAGAGAAACCACAUAAAUGUUUCGUAUGUUCUAGGGAUUUUAAAAGGAAAAUACAUCUAAUGCAGCAUAUGAGAGCUCAUACUGGAGAGAAAUCACUUAAAUGUUCAAUAUGCUUCAAAGACUUUUCAAAAAAAUCAUCAUUAAUACAACACAUGACAGCUCAUAUAGCAGAGAAACCAAAUUAGAAUAUUAAUAAUAUAUGAUCCAGGAAAAAAACAUUCAAGCUUUCAUAGCAAAGGUUUGAAAGACAUAUGUAGAGGUUAUACGGUAACACAGGAGUUUAUUCAUGAGGGAAGCUGUUAAAUUUUUAUGGACCAAGACUUCAGCAAAAGCAGGUUGCCAAAUCUCAGCUGACAGGACGCUAUAUCUGGAGUAUGCCUGGAGAGGGUUUCGGGGGUCAAUGCAGCCCGGUCUGUGACCAGGCCUCAUGGUGGAUCAGGGCCUGAUCAACCAGGCUGUUGCUGUUGGCUGAUAACAGCCCAGCUGGUCAGGUUCUGACUUUAGGUGUCUGUCCAGUGCCUUCUUGAAGACAGCCAGGGGUCUAUUGGUAAUCCCCCUUAUGUAUACUGGCAGGCAGUUGAACAGUCUUGGGCCCCUGACACUGAUUGUGUUGUCUCUUAUCGUGCUAGUGGCACCCCUGCUUUUCAUUGGGGGAUGUUGCAUCGUCUGCAGAGUCUUUGGCUUUCAUAGGGAGUGAUUUUCAUGUGCAAGUUUGGUACUAAUCCUUCUAGGAUUUUCCAAGUGUAUAUAAACAUGUAUCUCUCCCUCCUGCAUUCUAGGGAGUACAGGUUGAGGAACUUCAAGCAUUCCCAGUAAUUGAUGUGUUUUAUCACAGUUAUGUGUGCUGUGAACGUUCUCUGUACAUUUUUAGGUCAACAAUUUCACCUGCCUUGAAAGGUGCUGUCAGUGUGCAGCAAUAUUCCAGCCUAAAGAUAAAGAUAUUUAUUUUGACAAAUUACAUGGUUAUACGGAGGAAUAUAAUAGUUGGGUGUACAUGUCAAAAGCCCUUUUAUAUGCAGAGUUUUCAAAUGUAAAGGUAAUGCUACAUGGUUUUCAUAAGUCUAGUAGAGACUUAUUACACUAUUAAAUUAGCUAAUAUAACAAUUUAAAACAAUUUACAAUAUGAUGUAUUACAGUUUAGUACUAUUUAAAACAAUGAAAUUUGGUAUUACAAUGGAACAAUUUACAUUAUGAUGUACUGUAUUACAAUCUACUACUAUAUAAAAUGAUGAAAAAAUAGACAUCCUAAUAGAACAAGAGACCUGAAGAGUCAUCAUGGGCUUGGCACCCCUAGUUUGAAGGUUCUCAUUAUCCAUCCUGUCAUUUUUCUAGCAGAUGCGAUUGAUACACUGUUAUGGUCGUUGAAAGUGAGAUCCUCUGACAUGAUCACUCCCAAGUCUUUUGCAUUAGUUUUUCACUCUAUUGUCUGGUUGGAAUUUGGUUUUAUACUCUGAUACAGUUUUAAUUUCCUCAGGUUUUCCAUAUUGGAGUAAUUGAAAUUUCUCAUCAUUGAACUCCAUAUUGUUUUCUGCGGCCCAUUUAAAGAUAUCGUUGAUGUCAACCUGGAGUCUUGCGGUGUCUUCAGUGGAGGACACUGUCAUGCUGACUCAACCUAUUCUGUUGUUUGAAGAAGAUACCUCAGAUUAAUGAUAACUAAAGGUUUCCCUCCUGUUUUGAUUAGAAAUUUGUAAAGUGGUUAGGCUUUAGCAACAUAUUUGUGUUGAUAUGCUUAUUGUAAAACAUAAGUAGCUACUUUAUAUUAUUGGUUAUAAGUUGAUUUGUUUUACUAAAUAAAAGUGCACAGUUA